AUGGUCUACGUCCGCCAAAAGGAAGAUCCUUGGAACUCAAUCAUCGCCGGCGCCGCCACCGGCGGCUUCCUCCAUAUGCGCCCGGGGUUCGCCGCCUCAGGUGGGGAUGGGCUUCACAUGGCGAAGAUGGUGAGGAUAUGUGGGUCGAGUGAGGAAGGCUUGCCAGCGGCUGGGAGGGGUGGCUAUGAGGGAAGAUUAAUCGUCCUCAAGCUUUUCGACGUCGUCUUCAGUUCCAACUCUGACGAAAGUUUAGUCGUCAUCGGCGAGGAAAUCAAUGAGGGAUUUCAGGAUAUAGCCCAUGAGGUAUCACUACACGUGAUAGUGGAUGGAAAGUUUAUGAAUCCAGAAGAACAUAUUGAUGGAGUCAAAAUUAAGAGAAAUUCUUUGCAUGAUGAUUUUUUUGAUUGUGAUUUUAUGGGUAAUGUAGCUACAGAUGAGUUUUUGACUCGUAAUGAUAUUCCACCACAGUCACAACCACAACCAGAGUCACAGCCACAGCUAGAGCCACAACCACUUACCAUUUUAGAUGAAGUAGAAGUUGCUGGUCCUUUAGUUUGUAUCGACAAGAUUGAGUUUGGAUCAUCUCAUGGAUCUACCUUCAGUGACAGAUCUAGUUUAGAAGUUGCUCAGUACUUUACAAGUAAGAAUGAUUUGAAGGAAAAGCUGCAUUUAAUAGCUUUGAAGGGGAAGUUUGAGUUUCGAACAACAAAAUCAAAUAAAGACGUGCUUGUAGUAGAAUGUGUGGAUCUGAAAUGUGUGUGGCGUAUCCGAGCCUGCAAACUGAGACUGUCGAACAUGUUUGUAAUCCGUAAGUAUAAUGGUGUUCACUCUUGCUCGUUAGAAAAGCGUUCAGUGAAGCACAGGCAAGCAACGUACUCCGUUAUUGGAAGUUGCAUGAAAAACCAAUUUAUAGGCAUCAAACAGGGUCCAGUUCCCAAAUCGAUUCAGAAAUAUGCCCAUGACGAAUUCGGGACGGACUUCAGUUAUUACAAAGGAUGGAAGACUCGUGAGCAUGCACUUCAACUCGUAAGAGGUACGGCCGAAGAAAGCUUCACUAAGCUCCCAUCAUACUUUCAUAUGGUGUCUCUUACUAAUCACGACAGCAUCACCAAUAUUCAUUUUGAUGAACAUAACCGUUUUAUCUAUCUUUUCCUAGCAUAUGGACCUUGUAUACGAGGUUUUGAUUGCAUGAGGAAAGUUAUCAGUGUUGAUGGAACGUGGUUGAAGGGAAAAUUCAGAGGUACGUUGUUAGUUGCCACUGCACAGGAUAGUGAACGUCAUUAUUAUCCCAUUGCAUGGGCCAUUGUAGACUCAGAGAAUGAUGCAUCAUGGACAUGGUUCUUCUCAAACUUGAAGGAAAUUAUCACUGAUUCUGAGGAAUUAGUUUUUAUUUCUGAUAGGAAUCAAAGUAUAAGUAAUGCAUUGUCUACAGUUUAUACAUUAGCACAUCACGGUUGUUGCACAUGGCAUGUGUCUCAAAACAUCAAGAGUAAUUUCAGAUGUAGCGGUGUUCUGCCAUUGUUCUUUAAAACCGCUGAGGCCUACCGCAUUGACGAGUUUUCUGUCUUGUUUGAUGAGUUGUCUGCAAGAUAUCCCAGUGUUGCUAGAUACCUACAGGAGCAAGUUCGUUUUGAAAUGUGGUCUCGUGCUCAUUUUGAAGGAAAUCGAUAUAAUAUUAUGACAACAAACAUGUCUGAGUCAGUUAAUGCAAUGCUCAAAGAUGUUCAAGAUUACCCUGUCAUUGCCCUAUUUAAUUUUAUACAAGCGAAGAUGUUAGAGUGGUUUAAUAACAAGAGGGUAGAAGCUUCUAAAACUAAAACAUUAUUAAUGCCAAGUGUGGAAAAAACUCUUCGUGAGAGGCAUAACAAAGCGGGAUUUCUAACAACCACAAGACUUAAUACUGUUGAGUUCCAAGUGACAGGUGGAGAGGCCAAUGCAAUUGUCAACAUUGGAGCGAGGAGUUGCACUUGUCGUGUGUUCGACCUUAAGUAG
Morus notabilis is the source of this 1992-nucleotide messenger RNA. RefSeq lists its product as uncharacterized. Bases 1 to 1992 code for a protein of 663 amino acids. The transcript has 2 exons. Lineage: Eukaryota; Viridiplantae; Streptophyta; Magnoliopsida; Rosales; Moraceae. The record is from RefSeq and is a predicted model, not a curated record.